Messenger RNA from Perca fluviatilis (European perch), 890 nucleotides. RefSeq names its product putative P2Y purinoceptor 10. The coding region runs from base 257 to 868 and encodes 203 amino acids. Gene Ontology annotation, cellular component: membrane. Gene Ontology annotation, biological process: phospholipase C-activating G protein-coupled receptor signaling pathway; positive regulation of Rho protein signal transduction. The transcript has a single exon. Gene Ontology annotation, molecular function: lysophosphatidic acid receptor activity. The record is from RefSeq and is a predicted model, not a curated record. NCBI's taxonomy places the organism in Eukaryota, Metazoa, Chordata, Actinopteri, Perciformes, Percidae.
UACAAUUUUUUUUAUUAAUACAGUGAACACGGUUGUGGUUUCUUAUACAUGACUUUAAACUUGUACACAGUUUCACUUGAACUUUGCAGUACCUCAAAGUUGUUUCCUGUUUAAACAUUCUCAGUCACUUCCACAUGUAGCAACAACCUUUGUUCAAACUGAUUUGAGACAUCUGAUUUGUGAGCAGACACGGUUCUUGUGGCUUUGUCACAGUUACAUUCACUCGCCUGCACUUCAUAUUCCUCAGAAGAGAAACAUGUUCAACUGUACAUUAGAAAAUGGAACGGAGCGGGAUAUGAGGAACACGCCGUACGCUCCGGUGUUUGGAUCUGUAAUGAUGCUGGGUCUGCCUCUCAAUGCUGUGUCGCUGUGGAUUCUGUUACGCUGCCACAGCCUCAAAUCCCCCAGUGUCGUCUUCAUGGUCAACCUGGCCAUCUCUGACCUGCUGCUUCUCAUCUCCUUGCCCAUGAGGGUCUACUUUUAUGCCAUGGGGACCUGGCCUCUGGGCAAUAAGGCAUGCAUCUGUUUCACAAUGCUCUUUCGCAACAACAUCCGCUCCAGGGCCAUCAUCAUUUUAGACAAAAACAAUGAAUCUACCUGUUUUGAAUUUUGUCACAAGCUGCCGUCUACAUUGGCUUAUCUUCAGCCUGUGUUGGUGCUCACUAUGCUGGCAGUCAACAUUGUGUCCACUGCUCUGGUGUCUUGGACUCUACACAGACAUCUGAAUGACUCCGCAAGGAUAAACAACAAGGUGAAUGUCAUGAUGAUUUUUUCACCAUAUUUUUCUUGCCUGUGUCAUUGCUUGUCAUCUUUAAAAGCUGGAGACCUGCUCAUACGCCACGGAUAUGUCUUGCUAGCUACUUUAUAGAUCAUAAUGUUAAAGAGUACAA